GGCAGAGACAGCGAGAGAAUGCAAACCGUGAAUCCAAAGGGGAAGGAAUUAGACAAUUCCAUGUCUAUGUUGAUUUUGUAUGAAAUUCACGACAUUCCUGAUAUUUUCUGGAAUUAGCAGAGAAAGAAACAGUUACCUGAUAUAUUUAUAUUUUUUAAAAAUAAAAUUUAAUUAUUAAUUGGAUUUCUAAUUAGAGUUUGAGUAAAAGGUUAUAUUUUGAUUAUUUAUUAUACUCUUCCGAUUGAAAUUUCCCAAAGCCCAGCGUGCUGGAAAAAAUUUGAAUAACCAAGUAGAACUAGUGUUGUUGCAUCCUUUUGCGGCGUCAAGGUAAAUCUAUCCCAAUCCCUCCAUCUAAUUGCUUUUGGGUUUUAUUUUAUGUGAAAUGUGGAAAGAGUCUCUGAAACUGCUUAUACAUGCUAUGCUUCUAUGCUUCGAUUGUUUGUUCCAUACCCCGGUUUUCCUACUACUCAAUUGGUGGUGAAUUUUUUAUGCAGAGAAGCAACACUAUGAAAGAUAGAAUCAGUGAGCUGCCCGAUGAAAUUCUUGUGCACAUCCUGUCUUUUUUAUCGUUGAGGAAUGCUGCACGAUCUGGCAUCCUCUCGAGGAGAUGGAGACACUUGUGGAAAUCCGUUCCUAGCUUAAACUUUGAUUUUGUAAACAAGUUAGGACCUGGACGGGAUUCGAAAGGCUUGAACAAAUACCAAUUUGUUGACUGGGUUAAUGCUGUCUUAGACCUCUAUCAGGGGAAAAGUCUUGAUGAAUUUAGAAUUCAUUGCACCUUAGGUGUAGAUCUAGCCUCUUCCAUUGAUAGUUGGAUUCACUUUGCCAUAGAUAAAAAGGUUAAACGGAUGGAUCUUGACUUCCUUACUCGUUUGGACUUCUUUCCUGUUUCACUAAAAUAUACAUUCCCAUCUUGUAACCCAGUGGAAACUGUAACGUCUGUUGAAUAUGUGUCGUUAUCUUCAUGCAUUCUCACUCUUCCGGGCAUUGGGAAAUUCAGGUCUCUUAAGCAUCUUUUCUUGGACAGGGUUGAGUUGGUUGAUGAGGUUCUCCAACACUUGUUGUCUAAUUGUUCAUCUCUUGAGUACCUAAACCUGCAAAGAGCAGCUAAACUAGUCAGUGUAAAAGUUGAUGCUUCAUCCUCAAAGUUGAAGUGCUUGAUGAUCUACUAUUGUCUUAGCUUGAAAUGUGUUGAUAUUUAUGCUUCAAAUCUCAUUACAUUUACAUAUGUUGGGCAUAAAGUUGACUUAAAAAGUGCUCCAAGCCUUACUGAGGUCUCCUUUUGUGUCGGCAAUCAUUCAUGUGAUGAUCGCUUGACUUAUGCUGGUGUCCAAUUUGCUGGCAGCUUGCAUCAGCUGGAAAAACUAGUCUUGCAGGUCAGCCCUCAUGAGGUUAGCAGGGGAAUUGGCGUAUUACCUACAUUAUGCAAUCUUAAAGUUUUGGUAUUGUGGGUUUCUAGUAAAGAAGACAGCGUGACAGCCUUCAUUCAGCUUCUAGAUUUAUCUCCUCUACUCCGUAGAUUGGAGCUGCAUUUAAUGUAUCUGAGGAGCCAGCCUGGUCCAAGUAGAACAGAGAUUACAUCAGAGUCUGUGCACCAACAACUCGAGGAGGUUGAAGUAGGAGGAUUCUUUGGUUUUGAAGAUGAAAUUCAACUGCUCGAGCACGUAGUUAAAAAUGCUGUUGCUUUGAAGAAGAUUGUCAUUGAUCCUUGCAGGAAAGAUUUGAGUGCUUCUGGUAAAUCUGUUGAAGCAGGCAACUCAUUUCCUUUUAACAGUAGAUUGCAAACUGCAAGGAAGCAUGCCCAGCAUUUUUGUGAGAGAAUCCCUCCUAGCAUCAAUGUAGUAAUCUUAUAACUUUUGUUCAAAAAUAAAAAUCCUAUAAUUAUAUAUGUUAUUUAACUCUGUUCUUGUGACAUCUCACCCUGAUUUUGGGAUGUAGCUGGUAUUUAGGAGAAAGUUGAGGCUAUUUUUGGAAUCUGGUCUCUCUCUCUCUCUCUCUCUCUCUCCAUUCUGUUAUUUCGAAGGGUAUUUUGUUUUGGGAUGCCAAUGAUGUAAAGAUGGCACAACUAAAUGCUAAGGCAAUGCAUACGUUCUUUUG
Messenger RNA from Theobroma cacao (cacao), 2097 nucleotides. RefSeq names its product F-box/LRR-repeat protein At3g58900-like. The record is from RefSeq and is a predicted model, not a curated record. NCBI's taxonomy places the organism in Eukaryota, Viridiplantae, Streptophyta, Magnoliopsida, Malvales, Malvaceae. Gene Ontology annotation, molecular function: protein binding.